GUGCGCGUUCGCCCGCACCCCGAAGGCGGAGCGAGCCCGGGAAGGGGGCGGGGUCGUGGUGAGCCCUGAUUGGAUCUGGGACUGCCAGAGGGAGGGGCGGAGACUGCCCUGCGGACCGUACCUCCUGGACGGCUCCGCCUCCCCCGGCAGUGAGGGGGAGGAGCCUGAGGACGCCCCGCCCCCUCCUGACCCCGCCCCUAAGGAAGCCACGCCCCCUUCAGCGCCGGCCACGCCCCCCGAAUCCGACAGCGACGGCGAGGACCAAUCAGAGGAGUUUGACCCCUACGGGGGCUCCACGGAGGAGAACAGCGAGGACGAGGAGGGGGAGGGGCCGCCCAUCCCCCCCCUGCCGGGUGAGAGCCCCGCCCCCUUUCCCUUGUGGUGA
Molecule: messenger RNA, 385 nt
Organism: Malurus melanocephalus (red-backed fairy wren)
Lineage: Eukaryota; Metazoa; Chordata; Aves; Passeriformes; Maluridae
Product: DNA repair protein XRCC1-like
Exons: 4
Biological process (GO): base-excision repair
Cellular component (GO): nucleus
Source: RefSeq, a predicted model, not a curated record